Molecule: messenger RNA, 3194 nt
Organism: Nilaparvata lugens (brown planthopper)
Lineage: Eukaryota; Metazoa; Arthropoda; Insecta; Hemiptera; Delphacidae
Product: atrial natriuretic peptide-converting enzyme
Exons: 10
Coding region: 249-1730 (493 amino acids)
Molecular function (GO): protein binding
Source: RefSeq, a predicted model, not a curated record
CCUCCAGCGCGGCGCUGGAGCUGGAUCCUGGAGAAUUGUUCCGAUCGGUUGGUUCCUUGGUUGUCUAGUGUCUAGUCGGCGGUUAGUCGGCAUUUGGCGGGUUAUCUCGUAACAGCAGAGAGAGGUGACCUGUUCACCGGUAGAGUGCGACUAGUGCUUUGUUUGUCCAGUGCGUCUGUCAACAACGAUCAGCUGUUCCAUCCAUCAUUUCCUUGCCGGCCGGUGUCAAUAAUUGUUCGCCGCGAAAAAUGAUUGGCUCGCAGUUUUCCCACGCCUUCAGGAAAUUCAACUGUUCUGCACUUUCCUCUAAGGGCGUGUGUGCAAUGUACAGGAUGGAGAAGGGCGGUGCGGGUGGAGAGGGGUUGCUCUCCGGCUGGAGGACUCUGCGUUGGCUACUACUCCCCUCCGUUGUGCUCUUCCUUCUCGCUCUGGCCACCUACUGCAUUGUCGAUGUUGCAGAUCAUCACAGCUUCUCGCCAGAUCGGCAUCGUUACAUUGAAACGCACUCUCUAGACGACCUCUCAGACAACAGGAUCGAUGGUGAUGUCAUACUUGAAACAGAUGGAAUCAUUCAAAGUUCGCCUUCUCCAGGAAAGGAUGAGACUAACAAGAGUUCGUCGAGGGAGGAGAACGCGGACCUUGCGACGUCCGAGGUUGCGAACAGCGUCAGCGUGAGUUGGCUUGGCGACAGUCCGAGUGGAAGCACCUCUGCUCAAGACACCACCUCCUUCGUAGACCGCCUCCUGCUCAGCUUCCAUCGGGCCAGCUCUGCCUCCACCCCGCCACCACCGCCCCCGGCCUACUCAAGGGCCAUCAGUGUCAGUCCCUUCCUUAGGCGGCGGCUGCCCAAUGGUCAUAAGUAUGGAGAGUACCAGGCAUCACCGACGGAUUCCGGAUUGAGCCGCAGCACGACUCGGCCGCGAGUGUCGCCGACUCUGCCGGCCCGCGACUCGCCCUCACCAUCCACAUCUCAGCCCCAGAACCUCACAACCACAGCCAGCGAUGGUAUUUGUAGUUCGCCAAAACUUGAAGCCUGCCGAGGAGUGCUGCCCUGGGACUUGGUAGCCCCGGCUGCAUUUCCGGGACUGGAAGAAGCGAUGCCUUUCCUGGACACCAUUCUCGACUCAGGGUGCUCGUCACGGGCCAGAGAGUUCUUCUGCUCUCUGCUCGAGCCUGAGUGCCAAGACGCUGGCCAUACUGUUCUGCCUCCUUGUCGUAAGACUUGCAAAGCGAUCGCAGAGGAUUGCAGUGAGUUCAUCAUCGAUUCACUGAAUCUCUCGAAAAUAUUCAACUGCGAUAUUUAUCCAGAUCUCGACAACCCUGAAGAGUGUGUUAAUCUGGCCAGAGGUGACUGCCUCAGCAAUGAGUUUCAGUGCCCAGAUGAGACUUGCAUCCCAAAACGGUGGGUCUGUGACGGCCUUCGUGAUUGUCCUCUCGGUGCCGACGAGAUCAACUGCACCAAAUGCUCACACGACGAAUUCAAGUGCAAGUCAGACCACAAGUGCAUACUCAAUUCUUGGAAAUGUGAUGGAAACCGUGACUGCUCUGAUGGCUCUGAUGAAUCGAAUUGUCAGCAUGAGAUGAUAGCACACGUGCACACGUCACCGUGUCCCUCAGACGAGCUGCGCUGCGUCGACGGCAGAUGCAUCACGCUGCAGCAGAUCUGCGACAAAAUCGUCGACUGCGCAGACGCGGCCGAUGAAGCCAACUGCAGUCUUCCCAAUUCAUAGGAGCAAAGCAACAUGAUCAUCUGAAUAGUGCCACUUCAAACAAUCGAUAACUAUAACAGAAUAAUAUUGUUGUCGAUGACUUACUGUUGUUUGCUAUUUGAUUACCAUGAGCAGAAUCGAGCCAACAUGAUUCUGUUCUCUUACAAGACUACCAGCAGCAGAAACUCUGGCAAACAUAAUAUAUAUUCCAAAAGAGUUCGGUACUCCCAGAUUAUAGGCUACUGAUUACAUUUACUUUUGAAACUGUGUUGUGUUUGGGAGAACCAGUUCGGUGUGUAGAAAUCAAAUAAUAGGCUGAUUUGUAUAAAAUUGUUUUUUAUGGUUGUAUUGUAAAUAUUCUUAGUUUUAUAAAUAUUGAAAGAGAUUUAGUUUUAGUGUCAUACUCCACCUGAUAAAAAUCACUACUUCAUACCAUACUUAAAAAAAGAGGUUUCAGAAAUCAAUGCAAUAACUUUGGGCCAGAGCUCAUUGCAAUUACUAAAAUAAGAUCAAAUAAUAGGCACUGAAUGUAUACCACAUCAAUAUAAUUCACAGUACGCAGUUUAUCCAAAUAAGUACUGAAUUAUAGUUUCAUUCAUUCAGUAUCUGUUAUUCUAAUACAUUCAGGUUUGGUUUGCAACUUGGAGAUUACAUGGCCGCGUCAACUCAGAUUAUCACUUAAAUUACAGCUCAUAUCUUGCAAUAUGUUAAUUAAAAUCAUAACUUUAAAAAGUAUUCCACAUUUCUGAUAAAAUAUAGAUUUCUUGAACAGAUUGCUGUAUAAUAUUAAUUGACAUUAUUUUUGACUGAUGAUUCAGACUAAUACGAUUUUUUGUGGUUUAUCAAAAUUGUCAAUUGAAUCACUGGCUUAAAAAAUAUCAGUUAAUCCACAUGUUCUAGAAGAAAAUAGUUAAUUUUUAAUUUAUUCUAAAAUCUUCUAUUAAAGUUUUUAUUAUAAUACGUAGGUACUGAAUACCAGUCACAUAGUAUCAAAUUAUAAAAUUCACAAAGUUGUAGAUAUAUUUUGAAAUAAAAUUGAAUAUAUUGGGAGAAUCUCAACUAAAAACAUUUGAAAAAAAUUUUUUGCUACCAAGAUUACCUGAUUCAAAUUUAUCAAUUUGAAAAAUUAAAAGUAUGUUUGUAUGUUUUCUACAGCAAUGACAAGGAUCACGUCACCAAUUCUUGAAUUUCGAUUGUGGGAGAACAUAAUAUACUGAAGCUGUAUUAUUUCGCAAUUAACGUUGAUUAUGUGAUAAAAUCAUCAUCACUGUAAUUAACAAAAAUGAGUGAUCACCAUCAUUUAGCUCUUUACCAUUCAAUCAUUCACACUCUGAAAUACUGCUGUGUCCCUUUGUUAUAUUACAAAUUUCCUGAUAAUGUGUUUGAAUUCUUUGAGGUUGAUAAAUGCUGCAAAAAUAUCUCACAUUUGUAGAAAUAUGUUGUUACUGCCUACAAGCUGCAACACCAUUCAUGAAACAGUGACUG